This is a messenger RNA of Sesamum indicum (sesame), 1277 nucleotides long. NCBI's taxonomy places the organism in Eukaryota, Viridiplantae, Streptophyta, Magnoliopsida, Lamiales, Pedaliaceae. The record is from RefSeq and is a predicted model, not a curated record.
UUAGCCUGUUCCCCAUAUCACUAUUUUAUUCCUCUUCAGUCUUCUCCCCCUUCAUUUCCUCACCAUCAGACCCUAAUGCUACUGUGAAUUACUCCCACUGCACUACUCCUUCUGAUACAACUCUCAGUCUACACGCUCUUCUCUUCAUCUUACCCAUCCCUCUGUCCCCCAGCUUUUCUUUCUCCUACAAACCCCACUUUCUGCCCAUUUCUCCCGCUCCUUGUAUAUAUAUAUAAUAUAUAUAUAACGGAAGCUAAAUCCAGGGAGCCAUGGAUAUCGACUUCAUGAAAUCCGCUGCUGAAGAUCAGAUGGAAAUGAUGUUGCUGCAGAUGGAGAAGCUUCCUGAUUUCUCGGGGAAUUACUCUGAUGUUAAUGAGAUUCCCAUGAUGGAAUUCAGCAGCAGCCAUCCUGGGAGUUGUAGUAAUGUUGCACCCAUCCCUUGUAAUAAUAGUCUUGAUCAAAAUUUACAUGUUUCUUCGCCUACAUUCAUGAACCUCCAGCCUUCCACCAUAUCGUUUUCCGGCGGGGUUCAUCAUCAGGACCCAUCGGCAGCAGCCUUCCUCCAGCAGCAGCCGAGUUCCAGUGGUGGGAGAUGGAAAGCGGAUGAAUUUUCAGGCGGGUCGCAGCAGAAGCGGAAUUCAAUGGCCGCGAUGCGGGAGAUGAUCUUUAGGAUAGCGGCAAUGCAGCCGAUCCACAUUGACCCGGAAUCCGUGAAGCCGCCCAAGAGGAGGAACGUGAAGAUAUCCACUGACCCUCAGAGCGUGGCGGCACGCCACCGCCGGGAGAGGAUAAGUGAGAGGAUAAGGAUUCUGCAGAGACUGGUCCCCGGGGGAACUAAGAUGGACACUGCUUCGAUGCUGGAUGAGGCGAUUCAUUACGUCAAGUUCUUGAAAAACCAAGUUCAGUCCCUUGAGCGGGUGGCAGCGAAUAGGCCGGCUGCCGGGAUGGGAUUCCCGGUGCCGAUGUCUAGCGGGAACUACUUUCCGGUGGGGGCAAAAGGGUACCAUCAAUCAUCGGCGACGAAUGUGCAGCAUUUGGCAGAUUCUUGAUACGGAGAAGGCAGAGAAUGAAGGCAGUACGUAGUUUGUUAAUUAGUGCAAAAGGGGUUGUGUUUUUAAGGGUUUAAUUCUUGAUUGUGGGGGUGGUGUUGUAAAGAAAGAGAGCUCGCUUAAUUUCCUCAUCAUUGCCAAAUUAUGUCAUGCAUGUGUAUUCCUGGAGAAUAAUACUACAAUCUUGGCACAUAAUAUUUCAUCAAAGAUUCUGAUUUAAUUUCAUCA